AUGCACGCUUUGAAAGACACCAUUUCUGAUAAGCUUUCUCAGCUUUUUUCUGAUUCCCCUUCUCAGAACUCAGAUCAGCAGCUUCAGGUCAGACCAUCUAUGAAGGAAAGAAAAUCUUGGUCUUCAUUGUUACCCUUUGGUCUCCCUUCAGUGAGUUUUGAAUGGUUCAAAUCAAGCAAUCAUCAAAAUGAUGCCAAAUUGCAGCAGUCAGAUUCUUUUAGUUGGAGAAGCAAGAGUUUCUCUUUGAAAGAUAUACCUCUGGAUAGGCACAUAGAAUCUAGCAAUGGGCAUGAAAGUCAUGGGGGUUAUAGUGUGCAUCAUAAUAAUGAGUGUGGUGGAUCUAUCAGCAGAGUGGUGUGUCAAAAGAAGGAACUGAUAAAUGCCGAUGCUGAUAAUGGAGAUCCUGGCUCUGCGAGGAGAACUGGUGAUGGUUCUGAUAUCUUUGAAGAUGCUAGAGAUGCAAAUGGUUCUGGGAGGUUGUUGCCCAAUCUGACAGAUGACUCCCUUUUCGUAUCUCCUGACCUGUACGAAUUUUUUGAAUCAUCCCUUCCCAAUAUAGUGAAAGGAUGUCAAUGGGUCUUGUUGUACAGUACUGCUAGACAUGGUAUAUCAUUGCGUACACUUAUCAGGAAGAGCUCUGAUCUUUCUGGUCCUUGUUUACUGAUUACUGGUGACAAGCAAGGUGCUAUAUUUGGUGGGUUGCUUGAAUGCCCCCUGAAACCAACUGCAAAGAGAAAGUAUCAAGGAACGAAUCAGUCCUUUGUAUUUACCACCUUAUAUGGUGAACCGAGGUUAUUCAGACCAACUGGUGUGAAUAGAUACUUUUACUUGUGCUUGAACGACUUACUGGCACUAGGAGGGGGAGGCAAUUUUGCUUUAUGCCUGGAUGGAGAACUGUUAAGUGGUAGCAGUGGACCUUGUGAAACCUAUGGGAACUUGGGCUUGGCACAUGAUCCGGAGUUCGAUUUGAAGCAUGUUGAGUUGAGCACAGCUGCAAUUGAAGCUAUGGGGUUUUACGCACGCAUCUCCGUAUCUUUAGUACAAGAUGUCAACUUCACUUCUAGAUUGGUUGCGAUGGAAAUUCUUUAUUCUUUGAUGCGCAAAGCUCCUCUAUUUGGGAGUGGCAGCUCUAUAAUGUACAGAUAG
This is a messenger RNA of Oldenlandia corymbosa var. corymbosa, 1146 nucleotides long. NCBI's taxonomy places the organism in Eukaryota, Viridiplantae, Streptophyta, Magnoliopsida, Gentianales, Rubiaceae. The record is from the annotation of a GenBank genome assembly.